AUGUCCUUACGCCACUGCCUUUCAUGCUUCGUGGCCAGUGCUGCGCUGAUACAGGGCACUCUGGCCGGCAACCGGGCAUGGGAGUCAUCCCUGCGAUAUCUGGCCCCGCCAGAACGACACCAAAUCACGGUGGACGGGGCGGGUCAUGCGUUUGUGGACAACACGACAGUGAAGCGUCUUGCUGAGCGCUACCUCUCAAUCCAGCCCGAUGCCGGGACGUCUGGCUUCAAGAUCUGGCCAUCGUCGACCAUCAGCUUCUGCUUCGAGACGCAGAACGCGCGCGACACGCUGUGGGAGCAUCUGGAGCUGGCCAUUGAGACGUGGCGCACCGACGGCGAGGGCGGCACCGGCCUGCACCGCGACGUGUACAAGUACAUCGAGGUCUUUGACCCGGGUGCCAGCUGCGUCAACAACAAGCAGCGCGACCGCGUGCUGGUCAUCAGCUACAACGCCGAGGGCCGGCUGUCGACAACUAUCGGUAUUGCGGCGCUCGAUGCCAGCGCCCCCGAGUACAAGGGCCCCUCGAUGGCGCUCUCGGACAAGGCUGGCAUCGGCAUGCUCGACAUCGUGGCCAACUACGCGCACGAGAUCGGCCAUUCCUGGGGACUGUACCACGAGCACCAGAACAUCAACUACUGGGGCAGUCCCUACAAUACCGGCUCCUUUGGCAGCGCCAUCUUUGGCGACAGCUUCGACUGCACCGUCCUCAAGGACUACCCGGACGCCAUCUCGCGCGCCAAGGCCUCGGGCGACGGUGACGAUGACCUGCUGUGUCACUUUCGCGGCGUCGCGGCCAAGUACAAAUUCAGCGCCGUCGACUGGCUGCCCAUCAACGGCCGGACACGCAUGCAUCCCGGCGCCGGUGGUGCCGGGCAGUCUGUGCCCACAUACGCCAACGUCGACUGGAAGUCCAUCAUGUUGUACCCCAGCGGUGCCGGGGCCAUUGGCGAGGCGGCGCCCCCGGGCGGCGACUCCGACAAACGGUCCAACGUGCUGCUGCGCAACGACGGCCAGAAGCUGGGCAUCAACCUGGUGCCGAGCGCGCUGGAUAUUGCCGGCGUGCGACAGCUGUACGAGUCCGAUCUCGGCACCGGCUCCUUUUCCGGCCUUCCAGUCUUGCCCAACAGUAAGAGCAGCAAGUUCUUUGGCAAAUUCAAGGACUCGUUCAAGAAGAAGAAGGGCUACCUAUGA
Molecule: messenger RNA, 1191 nt
Organism: Grosmannia clavigera kw1407
Lineage: Eukaryota; Fungi; Ascomycota; Sordariomycetes; Ophiostomatales; Ophiostomataceae
Exons: 2
Coding region: 1-1191 (396 amino acids)
Molecular function (GO): metallopeptidase activity
Source: RefSeq, a predicted model, not a curated record